Cyanidioschyzon merolae strain 10D is the source of this 7116-nucleotide messenger RNA. RefSeq lists its product as hypothetical. The coding region runs from base 1 to 7116 and encodes 2371 amino acids. The record is from RefSeq and is a predicted model, not a curated record. Lineage: Eukaryota; Rhodophyta; Bangiophyceae; Cyanidiales; Cyanidiaceae. Gene Ontology annotation, molecular function: transcription cis-regulatory region binding. Gene Ontology annotation, biological process: regulation of transcription by RNA polymerase II. Gene Ontology annotation, cellular component: nucleus. The transcript has a single exon.
AUGGAGUACGAGACGAAUGAUUGGUUCGGGUUUGAUCCUGAUCAGCUCGACUCUUGGCUCGAGCGUGUUUGGACGGGUACACAGGCCGGCACUGCCCCUACGGGAACAACCUGGAAGGUGACAGCAGCGGCUCCGAGUCCGUGGCUCACGUACCCGCUACUUCGCCUAGCGUCUCCGUGGAAGGGUUGGAUUGAGCAAGUUUGGGCUUCGAUUGAACGGAACUUGCGCGCAAUGAGGGCGUUAUCGACUAGAGACGCUGAUGUCGCCGAAGCUGGACAGACUGGUGCACGAAACGGUGUAUUCCGCGAACUGGCGGUAGACCUCACGAAGCUCGGUUGGCUGGCUGCGCAACUCGCACCCGAAUGCCGCCAGUCGGUGCUUCCUUUUGAUCUUAUGCAAGAGAUAUUGGAAACCGACUGUCUCGUUCUUGUGAUCCAGGCUCUUGAAGUUUGGUGGCAGGUAGCACGGGUGCCGUUCCUGAGCGAGGCUGCUUACGCACCCUUGAGUGCCGACGCAGCCUGGUUGGGACCUCGUCUCGUGGAUUCUCUCCUGGAACUCUGCAGACACGAUCCUGUUUAUGAUGACUUGUUCCGGGCUCUGCGUGCUCGUACGCAGGCUGCCGCCGAGCCAGUCACCGAGACGGUUGCAGUGGCCUCGUGCACCGAUACCAGCACCGACGAGCAGUCUCUCUCGGGUAGUGGACUUGAGUUUACGCGCUGGGAAAGUCGUAGCUCACCGGAUUCGUCCAUGGAAAUAGAGAGCGUUGCGGAGAAUGCCGGGGAUCGUGUGGUUCCCGCUGCGCUCGAGGAGAACAUUAGUGCGGCCUCAAGGUCAUGCGCCUGGUGCCGCACCAGUCCACUGGACUCAGCAUCCGAAGCCGGUGCUUACAGAAGCGCUUUUCAUGCGCUACGAACACGCCCUGAUACGGAGGGAUCAAGUCCUUGCUUGGAUGUGCUCCAGUGGGCGUCACUGCAGGACGCUUUUGCACCUCACUGGCGAGCAAGCAUCCAUCAUGAGCGUACAGCGCCGGAGCAACGAGUCCAAGCGUGCCCAAAAGCGAGCACUGUGAAUGCUGCACGGGGUCAGCGACGCUCGCAACGAACGAACUUGCGUCACUGGUGUCGUUUCCGGCUCGAGUGGGGCCUCUUGCGUCUGGCGGUCCGUUUCGAGGCCAUGGCGGUGCUGCUGUCGAGCUCGGGCACGGCGCGAGUAUCUCUGGAGCAGUUGUUGAUGAGCGAACCACACUUUUGGGAGGACGUGAUCGAUACUCUGCGGGGUGCCUUCUUUCAAACCAGUCAACGCCCGGCGCUGGCUAACGGAGCGCGAAACGCAGUGAGCGUCGAGCUCCACCCCAGUGUCAGGGCUCUUGUCGAGCGUGCGUCGCUGCGUCUGCUAGCUGUUGCUGCAGCGACGUGGAAGUGGGAGAAACCGCUGCUCACAUCGAUGCUACAUGGCCGCGGAGCCAGUUGGCUGUUCCAGGCGGUGUGUACUGCACUCCAGACGCAACAGGAAACGCCCAAUGAUGCAUCCUCUAGUCACGCCGAGCGGCUGGAGCUCUAUCUGAGCACCAUGAGUCGACUACUGCGGCGGGAGCGACGUCUCCAGCAUCUCGAUGGGCGUUUACAACUGCAACUGGUGGGUUUGUUUCAAAAACUGACCGGUGUACUGGGGGCGGUUGCCCCAGCUUCACUGCUGUCGCUAUGGGCAUUGCAGUUCUGGACGAUGGUGUUUCGUCAAACGCGCUCUGAUGACUCUUUUUUCGGAUUGCUUCGCCACGAAAUGGCAUACGUCCAGCAGAUGCUACUCGCACAGCUGCAAUACCUCAUCGGGCACGUUUCUGAGAGGUCCGCUGCUCAUCGGGAACACGAACGCUACCUAGAACGCAUCCGGGCGUACCCCUGGGCACACCAUGACGCAGCCGAGGCACUUUCGGAAACGUUUGGAACGUUGACGCUGCUGGAGAGCACCUGGAUGCGCAUCGCUUGGCACUUUUUGCUGUUACGCUACGAGAGUCAAUCGAACGGUAACGGGACUCCCGCUGCUGCCUCUUUGAUACGGAAUGCAUCACCGACACUCUCCGGUACGAUGCCAGCUGCGAGCACAACUGGUCCAACGGCGUGGUUACCUUCAGAACGCGCGCAAGCGACAGGUGCGCACUCGGGCCCGGCAACCUCUGGUGGGAAUGCUACCGCUGCUGCCGGAACGCCGGCGGAGCCCUUGACCCUACAUCAACCUGUGAUUCGACACUUGCUGGAGCAAGUCCUGCGCCAUCCGAGACUGUUUGGUGGUGCUGUCUGGAGCGUCGCAACGCAGACCUUGGCCUUGGCAAUGAACGAUGAUCCCGCCAAUGCAGCAGUUUUCUGGGAGGAACACACCAUCGACGGAUUACUGGCUGUGCUGGCGGCGGAGCAGUCGACAUCGAUGGACCUCCCGGCGACAGCAGAAGCAUACAUAGCCGCCUGGCAUGCGCUAGAUGCUCUCUGCAUCCGACGGGAACAGCUGGAGGCUUUGCUUCAACCCGUGGAAUCGACGUGCACGGAGCUGGCUGAGGUACCAACAGCCCCGUUGGGGCAGUUGCGACCGGGGCCAACGCCCAGCUCAAUUCUCGGACGUAUGCUGUCUUGUCUCGUGCGAGUGAUGCUCUAUCGACCUGCGCUAUCUCGUGCUCGAUUCCACUCGGGCUACGACUUGAGUUUCAUUAGGGGCCUGUGGAAACGCGGCCCAACAGUGCAGACGAUUUUUGAACAAGUGGUGCUCAGUGAACUACAAAGCUGGCUCCGCGAGCGCGACCAGCAUCAAGCACUCAGCGCUAGCACCACGAACGACAAUGUGGACGAGAGCGCUGCGGCCUCUGCGGGUGCAUCACUCGAGGUACUCGUGGUGCAGCGGACGGAAGAGCUGCUUGCCUUGGAUAGCGCGAUGAUGUUCUGCGAGUUGCUACGCAAGGCGUUGCUUGCUACAUCGCGCCAGUCCGCUGAGCGACGCGUUGCUGCACUCACACGGGAGCGACUUGAGGAGUUGCAGGCCGCGCUGUGGCUGGAGGCUUUGCGUUCGCUGUUUGUUCCGCUGGGGUUGUACCUGCUCAGCUCGAAUGAAGAUCGAGCGGUUCCGAGCGUUCGUCAACUAAUCCAAGUGACGGAAUCGGUACGUCGUCAGGCGUUGCGAGCUGGCAUGGUGAUCGAGGCCGCUCGUGUACGCGCCAUGCUUGGCCAGCGUCUUGCCCAAGCGCUACCGCUGGUGCUGAACCAGGUCUCCCCGGUGCAUUGCACACGAAUCCGAGCGUCAUCCAUUGGCUCACAACGAGCGUCAUCGUCAUCGUUAUCGACGCACGCAAGUCGCAAUGCCCAGCGAGCACCGCCGCUUUUCGAAGCAAUACUCGAAUCUGACUGGCCGCAGACGCUCUCUCUGGCCAGUGAACUCGGAACGCUUCUGAUGCUGCUCGCGCUCUGGGGUCAACAGCUGAAGCACAAGUUUCGUCUCCGUGGUAUGAGUGGCGGCAGAGCUGCAGCUGCGUCUGCCGCUACGGACACUGCAGUAGGCGACGGAACGCUUCUGCAGGCAGUCGGGUGCUUAGAGCGACUGGCUCGUUUCGCGCUUGCCCAGUGUGCCUUCGAAGCAGUUACAGUGUAUCCAGUCGCGCUUCCAGCGAAGAGAUCCCUGGAAAUCGAGGUGGUAAUGAUUGAGCAAGCGUCCACCGCGGCGGAUCGUACCAGUCGACUGUCGAACGCUACCAGAGCGGUGCCUUCGAGGCCGCUGCAGUCACCGCCCUGGCGUUCCGGUGGUACGGCGCAGGCUGCUUCAUCCCCGGCAACCGAUACGAUGCAGUGGAGCAGUGAACGUGCCGAGCAGAAUGUUACCGAGGUGUUUGGCGUUGCACGCGCUUUGGCUAUAUUCGGGGUGAAUGUUCGUCCAUUCUACCAGUGUGUGCUCCAGGAGAGUGAACUGGACAUCACCCUAGCUGACGUGCUUGUUGGUCACUGGGCUGCCUGCGAGACGCUGUUCACGGGGGACGUAUGGGAGCUGGUGCAACGACCGACAACCGCUCAUCUGGAGCCAGCACAGUGUAUCUAUCUGGUGGGCUUGGUUUCGUCUCUGCGAGCGCUGCUCCAAGAGUCGUCGUUGCCGCGACGCACAGCGCGUCGCCUAUUGACGGUGUUGUACGCUCGCGGCUGGCCAGUGGAGUUGUUUCGUCUGGUGCGUCAGCUGGUACCGCCGGUCUCGCUGGACACCUGCCGAGCUCUGGAUGCACUGCUUGACCUGUUGGUCGUUGCGCUGCUCGCCGAAGACCUAGCGCUAGGCGACGCGACACCAAGCUCGGAGCGCCGCGAAGCGACCGCAGCGCGUCUGGCACCUGCUGGGGAUGCGGUCGGCGUCGAAACGCGCUCGCGACGUGACAGCGACGCUGCGACGCGGAUGACUGCAGCGGCUUUUGGCAUGAGCGGCGGUUCAUCUGCAGUUGCAGCUACAACACCACCACCAACAACAACAACAACGAUGGCAGCGGCAGCGUCGCCGAACGACGCGUGGAAUGCGGAGCAGGCAACGCGGACAUCCUAUUUGGCACUGGUAAGCGUGCUUGUGCGUCGACUUCUUGAGCACGACUGGUCGCAAUGGCCUCGUCUGUUCGUAUUCCGUCUACUGAACCUGGUACGACUGCUGCUUGCCGUGGAUGCAUCGCCACCAGCACCAGCACCAUCAUCACUACUAGCUAGUGGCGGCGGCGCAGCACCGCCCGUGGCUGGCCUCGAAGCCGGUCUGAGGUGGAGAUCUUCGGAGCGGGCACCCAUGCACCGUCAUCCCGACUUGCUACUCGAUUCGGAUGAAGCUUUGGAACGCUUCGUGGACACAUACGGCAAAGGCAGCAGUUUCCCGCUACGCCCGGCGCGCAUUGAUGUGCUCCUGCCCUGGAGUCGUCGACUGUUGCGCCUCUUGCAAGUUGGUCAUCGACGACAACGGAUGCCGCAGCUGGACUGGAUCAGUUUUCAGCAACAACUCCGGAAAUGGGUACGGGAACAAGCGCUGCAUCGCCUAUUCAGCGCGCCGCCUGAAACGCUCGACACUGCGCUCGUUGCUGAGUGUUGGAGUCUGUUACCACCGACGACAUGGCUCGAAGACAAGUCGCUGCUUUCAUCCCGUCAAAUGGACGCAACGGGCACGUCACGAACACGCCCUCUCGAUGAGCAUCCCUUGGCUAGCCUGGUCGUGCGGGCACCGGCUGUGGCAGUACACUGGAUCGCACGCCUCGGCUUCCAUGAUACGAGCGUGUCGAUGCUGCGUGUCCUUGCCGAGAUUCUGGAAGCUUCGCUGGACACGUGUCCUCCGCAGGAUGCACGCAUGCCCGCGUACCUGAUGCUCUACGCGCUGCUGCUGCGUGUGAUCACGGCGCACUCGGUGCAUGAGCCGGCUGCGGGGGCCACGCAGCCAACCGGGCGCAUUGCUGAACGACCGUCCUAUGUAACGACGGUACCGUAUAUACCGCGUGGUGUACUGACCGCUCAUUUACCGCGGUUCCUGGCUCGACAGGCGCUGGGGACGCUAUGGCAGUAUCGAUGGAAGCGGGUACGUUUGCCGACGGUGCUCGAACAAAUGCUGGGCGUCAUUCGGCCGCUAUGGGAUUGGAUAGAAGCGCAUCAGGUUGCGGGUGCUGCUUCCGCUGAACCUUCUCAGCGGUUGGCGCUAUUGGAUUUAGAGUUGAGUGCCCUGGAGGCGGUUGUUGCUGCAGCGCAUGCGCAGGUGCGGGUUGCAGCGCCGACGCCGGCUGCCGUUUUGCAGGCGUUUUUGCGCAUGCAGCGCCAUAUAGACGCGCUGCGAGCGCAGCAGCAACAGCAGCAGCAACAACAACAACAACAAGAACAACAGCAGCAGCAGGUAGCGCCUCUGGUGGCGCGGAUGCUGCACGCCUGGCUCCUGCUUGCCGAAUACGUUCGCAUCGCCUUUUACGAGCACGAUAUUGGACUGGUGAUUUCAGCGUUUGAUCGCGUGCUGCGCGAGGCGUUCCGUGAGUCCCUCAGUCAAAGCGGUCAGCAUCAGCACACUGUGACUGCGGCAUCGCUGAAUCCAGUGCUGGAGCGGCUCCAGGCCCUGCAUCCAAUGGCGUUAAGCGUUUCGCUCAUGCGCUGCCUCCGGCCUGUGGAUGCGACGCGUGACCGCCGCGCUGAACCGCGCUACCAGCUGAAUAGCGAUUGUCCGUCGAUCGAGACCGUCCGAGUUGAUGGCAAUCUGCUGACGCUGUUAAUGAGUCACGAGGAGCCGGGUCUGGUUUGGGCGCUAGCUAGCUGCAUGAGCACGUUUGGCGCACCCUUUGCGACGGCGCUCACGCGCGUGCUUCGUCGCCCCUCUGCGGCCAGUUAUCGGGACUGGUUGGUGCGCUGCUUGGCCGCCCAGGCACCAAACAUGCAAGCGUCCGUUGCGGCGGGUGCCGCCGAUCCUCUAAGUGCGGUGGACUGGCGCUAUCUAAGCGCUCGGGCGCUUGUGGUGCAAUUGAGCGCCCAUGCUGGUGAGCCGCAAGCACUGGCGCUGGAGCUCUGGACGGAAGCGCUUCAGCGCUGGCGCGACCUGCAGGCUUUCGAGGGCGUCAGUGUGCGCAGCGAAGCCGUUUUGACGUCGACGGCGACGCAUGAGCGCCCCCAGUCCAUCGCCCGUCUUGCGUCAUUGACGACGCGACUGGUCGUGCACGACGCUCAUCGACAGAUGGCUACGACCGGGGGAUCCAACCUGCUGCUUGAACUGUACGGAAGCAGUUUCCAGGAACCAACACAAGCGAACACGCUGCUCGAGUGUUUGUAUCAGCUGGCGGUGUUCUACGGGCCGGGCCUCUUGCAGUACGGCCCCGAUCGCACCGGUCGCUAUCCAUUGCUCAAGAACGGAGCGGCACUCGAGGCGCAUCGCUUGCGUGAGCUUCUGCGCAGUCUGCCGAGCGUGAAGAGCGACCUAUUCGACUAUGCACCCCUGCUGGGUGCACUGGGGCGCGCUCGGCUCCCGGAGCCGGUGCUGGACCCGGAGUCGAUGUUGGAGCCAAACCAGGAGCUGUCCUGGUCUGGCGCAGCGCUUGAACGCAAGCGCUCUGCGGAUACCGAUGACGCAGAGGAAACGAUAUCGCGUUCGCCGUCAUUUUAG